This is a messenger RNA of Triticum turgidum subsp. durum (durum wheat), 465 nucleotides long. The record is from the annotation of a GenBank genome assembly. Lineage: Eukaryota; Viridiplantae; Streptophyta; Magnoliopsida; Poales; Poaceae.
AUGGAGCUGCGGCUGCUCGCCAAGCACAACCCGGACAACCGCAUCCGCAUUGCGGCGUCCGGGGCAGUGCGGCCGCUCGUGGCGCUGCUGUCGCACACCGACCCACUGCUGCAGGAGCACGGGGUCACGGCACUGCUCAGCCUCUCCAUCUGCGACGAGAACAAGGCCAUCGUGGUCGAGGCCGGCGCGAUACGACCGCUCGUGUGCGAGCUCAAGUCGGCCGCGUCGCCCACGGCCAGGGAGAACGCCGCCUGCGCGCUGCUCCGCCUCUCCCAGCUCGACGGCGCCGCCGCCGCCGCGGUCGGCCGCGUGGGAGCCGUCGCGCUGCUUGUGUCCCUCCACGAGGCCGGCUGGGCACGCAGGAAGAAGGACGCCGCCACGGCGCUCUACGCGCUCUGCAGCGGGGCGCGCGAGAACCGCCUACGUGCGCCCCUUGCUGGACCUGGAGUCCAGCAUGGUGGAUAA